Messenger RNA from Amaranthus tricolor (Joseph's coat), 1128 nucleotides. RefSeq lists its product as uncharacterized. Bases 140 to 811 code for a protein of 223 amino acids. The record is from RefSeq and is a predicted model, not a curated record. The transcript has 2 exons. NCBI's taxonomy places the organism in Eukaryota, Viridiplantae, Streptophyta, Magnoliopsida, Caryophyllales, Amaranthaceae.
UCACCCCUAACUAUUGAUAUUAACUUUUUCUUUCAAUUUGUAUCUCUUUUUCGGCCGCAGCAGCUGAUAGCUGCUACGGCCACACAUCAUUCUUCUCCUUGUAAAUUAUAACAUAAGUACAAUUUUUUCCUCAAACAAUAUGAGUAUAUUCUUCAAAAAUGUAAAGUUAAAAUCUCUACCACCGCCGUCGCCACCACCACCUCCUCCUCCUCCACUUUCGAAAAAAAAUUCUAAAAAAUUAAGCCCGAGAAAUAUGAAUAGGUCUUUAAUCGAGUCAUCGGAAUCAGAAGACCUACAACGACUUGUACAUGCACCACCAUUUUGGAAGAAUAAAAAGAAAUUUUCGAAACAAUUGUCGAUGAACGAGACUCAUAGUCAUAGCCACAGUCAUAGUCACAGAGACGCUUUAUGGGAAAGACGACGUCGUCAAAAAUUAAGGCAAGAAAGGAUGAAAAGUAUGGCUUCGUCAGAUAAACAAGAUUUAACAGACGAGGAUUUGAAUGAGUUGAAAGGAUCGAUUGAGCUAGGGUUUGGUUUCAAAGAAGACGACGCGGGACAAUCACUUUGCAAUACUUUGCCAGCAUUAGACCUUUAUUUUGCUGUGAAUCGUCAAUUAUCGCCGAGUCCUACGUCAACGCCACAUAGCCAAAACUCAAACAACUCUUUAGAAGCGAAAUCAUCGCCUAUUCAAAGUCCUAAGACCGAAGAUUCUUGGAAAAUUUUGAGUCCAGGAGAUAAUCCAGAACAAGUGAAGACCAGACUACGACAUUGGGCACAAGCUGUUGCAUGUUCAGUGAUGCAAUCAAUUUGAUUAUGGGAUCAACAUGUAAAUAUUAGAAGUACUAAUUAAUUAUUAUCAAAAUAUCAAAUCUAACAAAAAGGAGAAGAAAUGAGACUAAGAGAAAAAUAAAAAAAAUUAUUAUUAAGAAAAAUUGUAUCAUUUUAUGAAGAUAAUUAAUAAUGCAUAUUAUUGCAUCAAAUUAGUGGCAAUAUAUUGGGAUAAUAAAAUUACUAUAUAUUGAUCAUUAGUUAUGACUUACAAGGCUAGCUAAUACUAUGCCUUAAUCUUUUGGUAAUCAAAGUAAACAAUUUUAUGUUUGUUUUUGAAUUACCAAUAGUUUUGUAAUU